Molecule: messenger RNA, 1408 nt
Organism: Magallana angulata
Lineage: Eukaryota; Metazoa; Mollusca; Bivalvia; Ostreida; Ostreidae
Product: E3 ubiquitin-protein ligase RNF113A-like
Exons: 10
Coding region: 54-1028 (324 amino acids)
Biological process (GO): snoRNA splicing
Cellular component (GO): U2-type spliceosomal complex
Molecular function (GO): metal ion binding
Source: RefSeq, a predicted model, not a curated record
UUAGAGCCAAUGAAAUUAGGUUUUACUUCAGACUCUUCGGUACACGCAUCAAAAUGGCCGAAUCAGGUGGAUCAAUGUUUAAAAAAAGAACAAAAUUUCAAAGAUCUCGACAGAAAGCCAAAAGUGCAUCCGGUAGUAGUGACUCAGAUGAUGAAGGUAAUGUUGCCAUCAAAAAGUCAAGAAAGUCCCACCACAAUCCUUUGGUUCAAGGGACAAAAGGAUUUCGACAGAGGAAGGAAAUUGGUUACAGUGGAAGUGAAAGUGAGGAUGACAACAAAAUCUCAGUCAGCUACAGAUCCAGUAGAACAGGAAAGCGAGAGGGACCAGAUGACAUGGGAGCCACUGCUACAGUGGAAAUAGACACUGAUCGGGACAGAGAUGCGCAGGCUAUUUUUGAGAAAUCUCAGGAAAUUAAUAAGGCCUUAAAAGGACAGGAAGAUGACAAAAUAUACAGAGGAAUUAACAACUAUGCUCCGAUCAUAGAGAAGAAAGACACAGCUCAAGGAAAUGCAUCAAGUGGCAUGGUCAGAAAAGGUCCCAUGAGGGCACCUGCACAUCUUCGCGCCACAGUUCGAUGGGAUUAUCAGCCCGACAUCUGCAAAGAUUACAAAGAAACAGGAUUCUGUGGAUUUGGAGGCAAUUGCAAGUUUUUACAUGACAGAAGUGAUUACAAACAUGGAUGGCAGCUAGAGAGAGAAAUGGAUGAAGGUCGUUAUGGCAAGACUGAUGAAGGUAACUACGAGAUCAGCAGUGAUGAGGAUGAGAUGCCCUUUAAGUGCUUCAUAUGCCGUGAAUUCUUCACCAAUCCAGUAAUGACAAAAUGUAAGCACUAUUUUUGUGAGAAGUGCGCUCUUGCCCAGUACAAGAAAUCAAAGCGAUGUUUUGUGUGCAAUGAGCAGACUAUGGGAGUUUUUAACCCUGCCAAAGAUUUGAUUGCAAAGAUAAAGAAGGCCAAAGAAGCAAAAGGACUGGACUCUGACGAAGAAGACACAGGGGGAGGGGGAAGUGAUGUUAAUGAUGAAAAUUAGAUUGAAGGUUGGGUGGAAAGACUGGGUUUUUUUUUUGGGGGGGGGGUGGAUUUAAAAGGCAAGGAUCAAUAGAAUGAUAGGGGGAUGAAGGAAUUGUUCAAAAUACUUAAUACUGAAGAUUAGAGGCCACAACAGAGAGAGAGAGAGAGAGAGAGAGAGAGAGAGAGAGAGAGAGAGAGAGGAGAGAGAGAAUUGAUUACAUGGCUGCAUAAGAGAACUAUCUGGAGAAUAUUUUACUACAGCAUACAAUGAUGUUUUCAUGGUAUAGAACAUCAAUAUGUGUUCUGCAUAUUUUGUCAUCUCUUGCACUGUUCAAAGAACUGAAUUUACAGGACUGAUUAAAACACGUAGAAAAAAAAAUUAAUUCUUUUGUAUUCUUU